Messenger RNA from Drosophila yakuba, 2076 nucleotides. It is a transcript of the gene Prp3, whose product is annotated as U4/U6 small nuclear ribonucleoprotein Prp3. The record is from RefSeq and is a predicted model, not a curated record. Bases 162 to 1964 code for a protein of 600 amino acids. Gene Ontology annotation, biological process: mRNA splicing, via spliceosome. Gene Ontology annotation, cellular component: U4/U6 x U5 tri-snRNP complex. Lineage: Eukaryota; Metazoa; Arthropoda; Insecta; Diptera; Drosophilidae. The transcript is spliced from 2 exons.
UAACCACCCUGUCUUAACGUGUAUUGAAGAAUUUUUCACCAAAGACCAAAAUCCUUGUGUAUUGCUUUUAAUUUGCAAAUCGCUGAUUUAAACUCGAGGAAUGUGCCAAGCAGUUGGUAAAUAACAUUUACUUUUUAGUCCGACCCAUUUAAUUGCGAAUUAUGUCGUCCAUUAUCACGCGCAAGGAUGGCGACGUCGACGACCAGAAAUUUGCCAAAAAGCGUGCUGCCGCCUCAGAUUCCAGAGGAGGUGGUGGAAGCGCCCUCGAAGCGCCCAAGAAAUCCCGCUUCGAUGUCCCGGAAAAGAAUGGCGGUAGCGGUGAGAAGAAAGAAGAAACUGCCGUAGCCGCCUCGCUGAGUUCCACGCAGAUCAAGCUGAUGAUGGCCCAUGCCCAGCGGGAGAUCGAGGAACGCAAGCGGGCGCUUAGUAACCUGAGGGACAAGGAUCCGUUGCUGGCAUCAGUUCCUUCGAUCGGAAUGCCCGUCGCCCUAGCCACUCAAGCGCUGGCUAAAAAGCCCACGCCCGAGGACUCGGAGAAGGCCAGGAAGAUUGCCGAAUUGCAGGCGCAGAUCAGGGCCAAGCUUACUGGUAAUUUGGCCAGUUUGAUUCAGCCAACUGCAGUGGCGGCCGCCGCUGCAGCCGCCGCUCAGGCGCAGGAGCGACCCAAACCCCUAAUCCUGGAUGAUGAAGGACGCACUGUGGACAAGAGCGGACGUACCAUUAAUAUACCCACGGUGACACCAACUCUGAAAGCCAACAUUCGCGCUAAGAAGCGUGAGGUGUUCCAGCGCCAAACGGGCUUGGGUGAACGGAGUGAGUCUGCCACUUCGGCACAGGAUGAGGCCAUCAAGUACUUUGACGACCGCAUAGCCCAAAAGCCCACUGUUAGGACCAAGAGGACGUUGAGGUUCCACGAGCCCGGCAAGUUCCAGCAGCUGGCCGAACGAAUGCGCAUGAAGAGCCAGUUGGAGCGGCUCCAGAAUGAGAUUUCGCAAAUAGCCCGUAAAACGGGGAUUUCGUCGGCCACCAAGCUGGCAUUGAUUGCUCCUAAACAGGACAUGCCGGACGACGUGCCUGCCAUGGAGUGGUGGGACUCAGUUAUACUUACCCAGGAUCUGGAGACGGUGGACGAGGCAAGCGGUAAGAUAAGCAUACGCCAAACAGCCAUAAGCAACCUUAUAGAGCAUCCCACACAAAUGAAGCCGCCGAAUGAGCCCAUGAAACCAGUGUAUCUGCCGGUAUUCCUCACCAAGAAAGAGCGCAAAAAGCUUCGUCGCCAAAACCGUCGCGAGGCAUGGAAGGAAGAGCAGGAAAAAAUCAGACUGGGUUUGGUGGCCCCACCAGAGCCAAAGCUGCGAAUAUCCAACCUGAUGCGUGUACUUGGUUCAGAAGCCGUGCAGGACCCCACUAAAAUGGAGCAGCAUGUGCGGGAGCAGAUGGCCAAGCGGCAGAAGGCGCACGAAGAUGCCAACAACGCCCGCAAGCUGACCAGCGAACAGAAAAGCGAAAAGAAGCAGCGCAAGCUAAGAGAAGACACCAGCUGCGGUGUACAUGUGAGCGUUUAUCGCAUACGAGAUCUGCAGGACAACCAGAGCAAGAAGUUUAAGGUGGAGACCAAUGCCAAGCAGCUGCAGAUGACCGGCAGCGUGGUGUUGUUCCGCGAUUGCUGUGUGGUGGUCGUGGAGGGUGGGCCCAAGCAGCAGAAAAAAUAUCGCAGACUCAUGCUAACGCGCAUUAAGUGGGAAGAGGACAUCGCCAAGGGCAACGACGGCCAGGACGUGCCUAACUCAUGCGUACUCGUCUGGGAGGGGACAAGUCAGCGUCGGCACUUUGGCGAGAUCAAGUUUAAGAUCUUUCCCAUGGAAAAAAUGGCCCGUGAGUUCUUUCAGAAGCACCAGGUUGAACACUACUGGGAUCUGGCCUACUCAGGAGCCGUGCUUGAGGCCUCCACGGAUCAACAGUAGGCGGCUGCUACCAAUGCGGCAAAAGGCAUUUUAGGAAUUACUAGGAUACACUACAGUACUACAAAUUCACUUUCGAAAAGAUACAAGUCUGAAUUAAAGUUUUGAAGCGCUA